UAUAUUAUUAAUCAAGGAACACAACCUUAAAAACAAUUAAGAAAUUAAGACAAUGGUGUUAAAGAUUUUAAGAAAGUUAAGUCUAUCCCCAGGCCAAGUGAUUGUAUUGAAGUAGCCCAUGUUCAUGUAGGCAUAGUCUAUCCUGGUUUCCCAGAGCCCGUGUCUUUGUUUAUUAUAUAAAUGUAGAUUUCAACAAUAGCUUGAUUAUUAAUUAUCUAGCUAGUUUCUGUAGCAUGCACAAUUUACUGAUAUGGUUAUUGUCCUUGUUUCCUUUUUAACUAUUAAAUCAGCCGCAAAGAAAAACAAGACUUCACCAUGCAUGAAUGAUCUUAACCUGUAUCGCUGUGAGGUUAUACACGUUGCAGUGGUCUGUGCAGGUCACAAUGCAAGUCGACAAGUAGUAACCCUUAUCAAGUCCAUUCUGUUCCACCGCCGUAAUCCUCUUCAUUUCCAUUUCAUCUCAGAUGGCAUUGCAGAGAAGAUUUUAACUUUCCUCUUUCAAACGUGGGCCAUCCCAGCAGUUGACACAAGUUUUUACAGCACUGAAACUGUCAAGGACAAAGUGUCUUGGAUACCAAAUAAACAUUACUCUGGAAUCUUUGGUUUAAUGAAGCUAGUUUUAACAGAAGCACUUCCACGAUCUUUGGACAAGGUUGUAGUUCUUGACACUGAUGUUAUAUUUGCAUCUGAUAUUGCUGAACUGUGGAGGAUUUUUGAUGAGCUUACAGGAAAAAAGGUCAGCUCUAUUUAAAAUUAGUAAUUUGAAGUAAGGACUGUUAUUAGUCCUAAGUGAGAAGUCAAGUUUAAGAGAGAUACCUGAUAUUAUAAUCCAUCAAAUAUUUUUGCUUGGAUGCAACUGGUCUACAUGCAUCACUUGACUGAAUAUGCCCCAGCUAAAAUUGGGGAUUAUCCAAAUGAUAUUCCCUGGCAAUAUUUUCAAAACAUCCCACAUGUUGUGCAAAUAUUUGAAGGAUAACAAAGACAAUCGCCUCCCUUUGGCGUGAAAAUAUAUAAACAGUUACCUCCAUUUGGCGCGAACAUAUGCUCACAUAUUUGUCCGUGGAAAUUUCUGUUUCGAGAAGCGAACAGUUCUUUUGAGAGCGUAGCUCAAGGAAAACUGUGAGCUUUGAGGAACAUAUAAUGUCCAUGGACAAAUAUAUGAGCAUAUUUUUGCGUCAAGUGGAGGCUACUGUGGUUAUUAUCCUUUAAAUAUUUUUUGCAAUACUGCUGCAGGGCUCG
Orbicella faveolata is the source of this 1239-nucleotide messenger RNA. RefSeq names its product xylosyl- and glucuronyltransferase LARGE1-like. The record is from RefSeq and is a predicted model, not a curated record. Gene Ontology annotation, molecular function: xylosyltransferase activity; glucuronosyltransferase activity. Lineage: Eukaryota; Metazoa; Cnidaria; Anthozoa; Scleractinia; Merulinidae. Gene Ontology annotation, biological process: protein O-linked glycosylation via mannose.